AUGGCGCUUCGACGCGCUUGCAUCCUCCUACUUCUACCUGGCACUCGAUUCUCCUCUCAUUUCAGCGCAAUGUCUUCAACUCCCUCAGUCAUCUCGUCUUCGGUUAUGUCAGCUUCUGAAGCCAAGUGGAUAACCCUCAAGAAACUUGUUUAUCGCGAUGCGGAAGGGAAAGAGCGACUUUGGGAGUCGGCAGAGCGUACAACUCGGAAAUCAUCUGGAAUCGACGCAGUCGCUGUGCUUGCUUUGAUACGCUCCAAAACAAACGCAUUCCCUCUGAGUACAAUCAUCAUUGAGCAGUAUCGACCGCCAAUAGACAAGUUUAUCGUCGAGAUGCCGGCGGGUCUGAUCGACGAAGGCGAAACACCUGAUCAAGCAGCCAUCCGUGAACUCGAAGAGGAGACAGGCUUCAAGGCCAACUCUGUGGUUGAAUCAACACCUGUACUGGUGGCGGAUCCAGGAAUGACAAAUGCAAACAUGAAGCUCGUUGUUGUGCGCGUGGACCUCCCUGACCAAAUGGAGACUCCCGAGCAAAAAUUGGAGGCAGGCGAAUUUAUCGUCAAGCGUGUCGUAGAGGUUUCCAAACUCGAUCAAAUUUUGAAAGAAUACGAUUCCAAGGGUUAUGUUGUGGAUGCCAAAUUGAUGCAUUGGGCAUCAGGAUAUGAGAUGGCGCGACGAAUUGCUGCUGGAGAGCUGUAG
Molecule: messenger RNA, 696 nt
Organism: Mycena indigotica
Lineage: Eukaryota; Fungi; Basidiomycota; Agaricomycetes; Agaricales; Mycenaceae
Product: Nudix hydrolase domain-containing protein
Exons: 5
Coding region: 1-696 (231 amino acids)
Biological process (GO): ribose phosphate metabolic process; nucleoside phosphate metabolic process
Cellular component (GO): nucleus
Molecular function (GO): ADP-ribose diphosphatase activity
Source: RefSeq, a predicted model, not a curated record